Molecule: messenger RNA, 5514 nt
Organism: Hemicordylus capensis (graceful crag lizard)
Lineage: Eukaryota; Metazoa; Chordata; Lepidosauria; Squamata; Cordylidae
Gene: SACK1E
Product: family with sequence similarity 83 member E
Exons: 7
Coding region: 2721-4379 (552 amino acids)
Source: RefSeq, a predicted model, not a curated record
AGCUUCCUUGGCAGCUGAGCUCUUAACAGGUGCUUUGCAAAUAACCCCUGGGCUUCCUGGAUCGGUGAGUUGCAUCUACUCUCCACCUGGCAACAGGCAGAGGAAGAGGAGCUGCAGAAGAAGACCCCACAAACUUGCUUUGGGGGCAAAGAAAGGAGGGAACUGACACUUGACAACCAGCCUGUGGACUGAGAGUUGGAUUUUGAAGUUCUCUCUCACCAGGAAAGGCAACUAACAGGUGAACUGAAAGAGGAUACACACCCGGAACUCCGAAGCGAGAAGGAAAAUAGCUUAGCUAAAUUCCACCAGUUCAUCAGUCAAAAGAGGGAGGAUGGAAUCCUGGUGGCUGUAUAACAGCUGAUUGGCUGAGAAGAGUGGACCAUCUCAGGUUGUUCUUUGGAUAAAUGGAGAAAAGAUUCCAGAAUGUUGAUUGUCCCAUCAGGGAGAAUGCACUGAAGAUGCCUAUCGGCUAAGAACAGAGAGCUGUUCCACUGGUUGAUUGGUCCCUGAUGGAGAUACAUUAUUGUACUGGCUGAUUGGAAAGUGUGGUUUUUGUUUUCUGUCAUUCAUUGGCCCAGUCCAAAGCAUCUAUUCUAGCUGCCAAUUGGCUGUCAUCAGCCCCAAACUGGCAAUUCUUUGGAGCAACCCAGAAAGCCUAUGUGUGUGUGGUGUUUUGUUUUUGUUUUUUAACUUUUAGCCAAGAGCUGUUUUGUUUUUACUUUUAGCAACUAUUAAUUAAUUUAUUGGGAUAAAAAGUCUGGAGACAUUCUCCAAUUGUUUGUUCACUGAAAAGAACAAAUAUCCCAGCAGUUAAUAAGUUCAGAAUAUUCUAGCCACUGAUUGGCUGAGGAUAAUUUCUGGCUCUGGGCCAAAAAAGGAUACUUCUCAACAGGCACUGGUUGGUCCUAAGGAAUAAAUUGAUUGCAAAUCUUUGCUUCUCUUGGAGAUGUUUUUGCUUGUGAGUACUGUUUUCCUCAAGUGAAGAAAAGUGUCUGGAAAUGAAGCAGUAAGACUGAUUUUUCUGGACAAACCACUUAAUGUUUUGAUCUUGAGGAAUUUUAAAAGGAUUGUUCUCAGAAGCUGGAAACCAUAUUUUUUUGCCAUAGACGGAUUGGCAAAAAAAAUCUGGAAAGAAGCCACUCUUCUCAUGAUGUUACCGGCAAAAUGAGAUCAUAAUUGUGUUGGCUGCUGUACUGUUGCAUAGACCUCCUAGUUAACCUAGGGAAUUUAUGCCCCUUUCUAACCACUGGGUGCCUCUCCCCAUUUAAAGAACUCAAGUGUUCUUAUUUCUGCUGCUAACUGUCCAGAUCUCUCUGCCAUCCAAGUGUAGGAGCUUGCUGGCUUCCAAUCCACUCAACUCAUUGGGUUUUAAGCUAACAAGAACUCACUCAAAAAGAAUCUGGGUGUUUUCCCUUCCUGCUCUGCUAAUCAAACACUUCCAAUCUUAUUCUGCAUCUAAAGAAGUCAGAGUCCAUCUGUAUACAGGGAGUGAUAGCCCAAUUACAAAUUUAUGAUAGCCUUUUCCAUAAGUUCUAGGCCAGGUGGAUUUUCAAUAUCUCAUUUAGUGGAGUAGAAGAGAAGCUAUAUGCAAAUACUAGUUCUAACAGAUAGACCUAGAAGCAGGUGACUUCCUAUUCAAUGUUGACAAAGGGCUACAACAAAGUUCAUGGUUAGAUUUGAAUUAGGACUUGAGAUCAUGUUAGAGGAAUAGGUGAUCAACCCUGUACUCACUAGUUCUAGCACUGGUAGAGCGAAGAGCUUCUAGUAUUUGUUUUGGGUGACGUGUUGGUAUCUUAGAUUAGCUGCCCCCAGUAUAUCCUUUGGGCUGUGGUUAUUAAGAACAAAUGCUGUGGAAAAAGGAUGACACAGCUGGAUACCUUACUGGUGUAGAUGUGCAAAAGGUUACAAAGCUGGUUCCAUAUUAGAAUAUGGGUUAUGAAGUGAUUCAUUGGCUCUAACCUAUUCAUAAAACUGAGUUUGGGGUCUAGGGGGGUUGAGUCUAUUUUGGCACUGAAAGAGGAAGCCAUCUGCCUAAGGAUUCCCGUACUCUUUGCUUAGGAUUGCAAUUAGGAUAGAGUUAAGGGUGUUAUGAACUGAGAUGUCAACAUGAGACUAUUUGGAUUAAGAGAAGAGGCUGUGCAUUGUAUCUCUUCCCUGUAUUCAACACAAGAGUGAUUCCUAAGGUGCUCCAGUGUGUCAUAAGAUAUGGUUUGGGAGGAGGGUCUCAGAUGGUCGAUGAAGGGUUGAAUUAAUGUGAAAGCUAAGGAUUAUGGUUAAGGCAUAGGUGUAAGGUGAUAGAGACAUCUGGGAACUCUUCUACCACAACCUUGAGGGUUACUCAUCUUGGCCUUUGUGGUUGUCCUAUGGAUAUUGUAGUUUUUAUCUGCAGCAAUUCACAGGUGAUAAUGCUUAUCUCCAUGCCCUGAAAAGCUUUCCUGGCAGAUUUAUGCAUAUCAAACCUUUGUGAAAGGGAGAAGAAUAGGCCAGGGACAUUUGAUUUUUUCCUGACCAACUGACAAUCUUUGGAAUCAAAGUGAAAGGUUUGGAAAGGGAUAUAGGGGGAAAUACAUUAAAACCUGUUUCUCCUAUGACAAGUUAGUUAAGGAAGAUCUAGAGAGGGCAAAGAUCUACAUUAAGGUAUUGGAGAAAGCCUUUCAGUUUAAGGAUGCAAGAUCUCAAUUUAGAUCUUUAGCAGAAUCCCAUGCCCUUUCCCAAAGGCCAUGGCCAACUCCCAGGUCCUAUGCCUGGAGAGUGAAGAGCCCUAUGUUAAAGUAACGGAAUCAAACCCUGAAUUUUAUUAUUCUGAGGGUCAACGACUAGCCCUUGAAACUCUACUUGUUGAAGGUGAGGAGGGCUUCAAGAAAUGCCUUGCCCAGGAAAAGCUCCGGCACUUUCUUUCGGAUGUAGAGCUGCAAGAACUGAAGACAGCAGCAACUGCAGAGGAUUCUCGGGCUCUCCAGCCUGGCGGAGCAGGGAUCUGCAGCCAUGGUGACCAAGGAUCCAGUCUCAGCUAUUGGCCUGGACGAUCGGAUGAGCCCACUCCGGAUCUAGAACUAGGUUGGCCAAAUAAUGGAGCCUGGAAAGGGAUUACUCGGGCUGAGGUGUAUACCCAUCCGCCAGGAGAAGGAGCACCGCAUAUCAAGGAGUUGGUGCGCAGAUGUAUUCAGCAGGCUACCAAGGGUGAUAUGGAUGCAGAAGCAAGCAUACAGGCAGUCCCAUCCCGGAUUCAUAGAAGGGUCAUUGCUAUAGUCAUGGAUAUUUUCACGGAUCCCGACAUCCUCUUGGAUCUGUACGAUGCUGCAGUCAGGCGCAGAGUGCCCGUCUACAUCAUCCUCACCAGACAGCAUCUUGCCUCCUUCCUCUCCAUGGCUGAGAAAACUUGCCUUAACGUCCGCUACACAGAGAACUUGAGAGUUCGACUCAUCCGUGGAUGUACUUUCCAAAGCAGACACCAGAAACAGGUCACAGGGACUGCGAAGGAGAAAUUUCUGCUGGUUGACGGGGAGGUUGUGAUCACUGGCAGCUACAGCUUUACAUGGACCGACGCACGCUUGAACCGGCACCUGGUCACUCGGCUUACAGGGGAGGUGACAGAGGCCUUUGACCGGGAAUUCCGCACCUUGUACGCUGCCUCCUGCUCCCUGCCAGCCCUGGGGAUGCCUCCUCGGCCCCAGAUUGCUGCGGUGUCUCCACUACCGAGUGCCAAUGGGCCAGAUGCAGCUCCAUUCAUCAGCAUCUUGGACGGGGUGCAGCUGUCCAACCGCAUUGCAGAGCGACGCUCUGUGGCACCACAACCCGUGGCCAAGAGCCGUGCUGGUGAGUGGGAGCUAGUGCUAGCCUCUCCUGCCACCGCCGAAGAACCCCUGCUACCUGCUCCGCCACCUGAGGUCUCAAUCAAAAACCGGUUGGCAGCGUGGCGUGGCGUGGACAUGGCUGCCGGGGCCUUGCAGGGAGGCCCUGAUGCACACAAUGCACUCAGUGAUAUCCUCAGGAAUGUGCAGCGCAGCCGGCUUUCAGCAGCCAAGACCACAGGUGCCCGUGCUAGUAAGUCGCUGUGGGACCUCAGUCGCUUCAGCCAGCUCUCGGGGUCCAGCACUGGAUGGGGGCGCAACGGGACAGAUGCUGCCGAAGAUGCUAAGAAGUGGGGUUACCAGGACACACCAGCAAAGGAGCUGAUGAAGCAACGAGGAGCUGGCCAUGCCCCAGAGGAGCCAAGAAUGCCUGUCUACCUGCCACAUGGGCGAAUGACCCCUUCUCCUGGCUACCUGCCUCUAGGGAGGCUACAAGGACAGUUGUAUCAUAACCCUACCAGUACAGGUCUACCCCGGGCCUGGGGGCAUUCAGGAAAACCUCAUUAUGGGCAUCAGCUACGGUUCUGAAAUACCUCUAGAAGUCCAGAGGCAAAAAAGGAUACAGGAGGACACACUGGGACCAGACUGGAAGAUUUCCUUCAAGAAUGACAACCUACAGAGAGGAGAGAUCAAUCAAGUGGCAGGAGAGAUUGGCAGGUUAUAAGUUUGGGGCUGCUGGUUUUGCAAUGGGAUAUGCUGGAAGACUUUUCUACCUUAUCUUCCCCCUCCCCCACCCCCUGCAAACUACAGGACAAUCUCCUGGACUGUUACUGGUUUAUACUGUGACAAGCUUGUCUUUGUCAUUAGCAAAUGAGGAAAGGUGAAGUUGUGUCCUCUAGUACACCUACACUGGAUUGAACUGGAAACAAGCAAUAGAACUAACGUUUUAAAUUGGUGGUUUUAAAUUGUUUUGUGGGAUACUUGCUGAGGCACUGGAAUAAAGGUUAUACUGGCAGAAAUCGGGGAAGGCCCAGCCAGAAACUUCACUACUUCAGCUCCAAUCAAUGUUAUUUGCAAAAAAGAUACCAUCGAGUUAGAGCCUCUUCUGUGAGUGUGAAAAAACAUUGCUUUUCAAAUCUUUACUAGAUUAUACUGUGAAUGACUUCCCUUCGUGAUCAAAAUAUAGUAUGCCGGAAAUUGGACAUGCAGUCAGCAGAACACACUGACAUUUAAGAGGUCGAAAUAAUUGCACUGAACCCCACCAGUUUCUAGGGGGAGGGAUCUAAAAAGAAGGGUGCUAUUCUAAGGUUUAUCUCCAUUAAGAACGAUGGUCAAAGUAGAUGAUAAAGAGCAGGAGGAAGACAUUUUGCAGAGACAUAAGAACAGGGGAAAUCCAUCAGAUCGUUAUACUGAAUACCAACUAAGGAAAUGCAAAUUAGAAAAGGUAAUUGGAAACACAUUCACACACUGAAUCUAAGCUACAGGGGAGAGAAAACACCCAGAUAAUUAGCUGAGAGUAAUAACUAUUCACGCCUGUUCAGAGACAGUAAAUACCUCAGAGUGUAACAGCUGCUGGGAACAGACAGCAGGAGAAGACCAUCACGACCAUGUCCUGCCUCUGAGCUUCCCGGGACAGCUGGUUGGGUACUGUUGGAUAAUGCUAGACUCAGUGCAUCCUUGAUUUGAUGUAGAAAACCAAUUAUAUGUUCCUGUGACUCCCAAA